CAGUGUAGCCCAUUGGAUUAGACGAAGUGAGUGUGGAGAGCCUAAAAACGGCAAAUCAAAAUGUUGCAGUUCCCGGCGUACAUGACACAGUACCCCUGGUCAACGAGGACGAUUCCGACUUCAUGUCUACUACCGUCGCAGUGGCCUCAACCUCACAGCGAAGAGCUCCUGCUCGCCAUGGAGGAAUCCGAUUUCGAAGAGAAGUGCAAUGAAAUCAGAAAGACUAACAGCAACAUCCCAGUAAUCGGUAAAACUACUGUUGAUAAUGAUAGAGAAGACUUUGAUAAUGAUGCGGAUGAUGAUGAUCCUGAUAAUGCAGAGGAAUCUGAAGGUGAAGAAUUUGAGCAGGAAACUGGCUGAAGAUAGUUGCUGCUAUUGCAAUUCCUUAAACUUUGUUAGAAAAUUUUAGAUGUCAAACUGAGCUUGUGAACCCAUCGCCUAAAAUCAAGGAAAAGCUCUGGCUUUAAAGUUUUAUGUAAACUUCUAUACUCUUAACUGGGUUGUUAAUUUUUGCAUGAACGCGCAACAUUGAAUAUCUUCACCCCUGAAAGACAAUGUGUUUAAGGUGUUUGUGUGGAUGUGGAUACACUACGAACUGCAUCAUUUAGCUCCCAUCCGUUUUUCAGUUUUGUUUUGUCGUUCAUGACUUGACGGCACAAUUGAUAUGGCAUAUGGGUUCUGUUGUGUCUUGCAAA
Manihot esculenta (cassava) is the source of this 695-nucleotide messenger RNA. RefSeq lists its product as uncharacterized. NCBI's taxonomy places the organism in Eukaryota, Viridiplantae, Streptophyta, Magnoliopsida, Malpighiales, Euphorbiaceae. Gene Ontology annotation, cellular component: anaphase-promoting complex. The transcript is spliced from 2 exons. The record is from RefSeq and is a predicted model, not a curated record. Gene Ontology annotation, biological process: regulation of mitotic cell cycle spindle assembly checkpoint. Bases 61 to 360 code for a protein of 99 amino acids.